UAAGAACAAUGGUCAAGGAUAAGCCAAGCAUCCAGCGGUUGUGCGAAACAGGGACUUCAUCAUAAUUGCUGUUAAUAAAUUACAGUUGUGAUAAGAAACAGACGUGCUAUUUAUUGAUGGCAAAACUGUGUGAGGUCUCAGUUGAUCCACAGGAGCCGGAGUAGUUGGAAGAGAGACGGGACUCUCUGGAUUUGGGACAGACUCGAACACUGUCAGGGCCUCAUAGAGAGGGAGCAGCGGUCCUCCAGGCAGCAGAGGCGACGUGAUGCGACCCGGAGCCAAGCAGUAUGUGGUGGCCAGGCCGCUCUACUCGGAGGAGUCCUUCGCCCUGGAGCACGAGAAGGUGUACAGGCAGCGCAAGACCAUGCUGAACCACGUCAAGCAGUACUUCACAUGUGAUGCCAAGCGGGCCAAGGAUGCGGCGCUCUCGCUCCUGCCGGUCAUCGGCUGGCUGAAAAUCUACCGCCUCAAAGAAUGGCUGCUCAGUGACAUCGUGUCCGGGGUCAGCACUGGACUGGUCGCCGUCCUGCAAGGUCUGGCCUACUGUCUGCUGGCCUCUCUGCCACCCUGGUAUGGACUCUUCUCCGCCUUCUUCCCUGUCAUCAGCUACUUCUUCCUGGGAACUUCCAGGCACAUCUCAGUGGGUCCGUUCCCAGUCUUGUGUCUGAUGAUCGGCUCAGUAGUGACCAGGCUGGUCCCAGACGAGGGUCCGCCCACCAACAUCACAGGGUUCGAAGGCCUGACGAGGGACGAGCAGCGAGUGCUGGUAGCUUCGUCCGUGACCUUCCUCACCGGUAUCAUGCAGCUGGCGAUGGGCUUGCUGCAGGUGGGCUUCGUCGUCAUGUACCUGUCAGACACUCUGGUGUCCGGCUUCACCACGGCGGCUGCCAUCCACAUCCUGGUGUCACAGCUCAAGUUUGUGCUGGGCCUGCAGGUCCCGGGCCUCAGUGGACCAUUCUCCAUCAUAUAUACCCUGGAGAUCAUCUUCAACAAGAUCACCUCCACCAAUGUCUGCGACGUGGUGAUCUCCUUGGUCAUCAUGGUGGUGGUGUUCAUCGUGAAGGAGCUAAAUGACAGGUUCAAAUCCAAGCUACCGGUGCCCAUCCCCAUAGAAGUUAUCAUGACUGUCAUCGCAUGUGGAAUUUCAUAUGCCUUAGACUUCAAGACGAGAUAUGGCAUUGACGUCGUUGGCCAUAUUCCAAAAGGGUAUGAGCCUCCGAUGGCUCCAAACCUGCACGUCUUCCAGGAGACGGCAGUUGAAGCAUUUCCUAUGGCUAUAGUGGGUUUUGCUGUGGCCUUCUCUGUGGCAAAAGUCUACUCCGUAAAGCACGAUUACACCAUAGAUGGAAAUCAGGAGCUCAUAGCCUUUGGAGUUAGCAACAUCUUUGGAGCUACCUUCAGGUCUUUUGCUGCGAGUACAGCUCUGUCCAGGACUGCAGUGCAGGAAAGCACAGGGGGCAAGACGCAGAUUGCCGGUUUACUGUCUGCUGUCAUCGUGAUGAUCGUCACCUUGGCCAUUGGAUUUCUACUAGAGCCACUCCCUAAGUCUGUGCUGGGUGCUGUGGUCAUCGUCAACCUGAAGGGCAUGUUGAUGCAGUUCAGAGAAAUCCCAUACCUGUGGAGGAGGGACAAGCCAGACUGUGUGGUGUGGUUGGGCACCUGUAUCGCAGCCAUCCUGCUGGGACUGGACCUUGGAUUGGCUGCAGGCCUUGGCGUGGAGCUGCUCAGCGUUGUUCUCAGGACUCAAUUCCCUCGCUGCAGUCUGCUGGCCAACAUCAAGGGGACAGAUAUUUACAAAGACAGAAAGGACUUCAUUGAUGUGUAUGAGCCCGAGGGAGUGAGGAUCUUCAGGAUACCGUCGCCAAUCUUCUUUGCCAACAUUGAGUUCUUUAGGACCAAGCUGGUGGAAGCUGUUGGAUUUAACCCACUGCGAGUGCUGAGAAAGAGAAACAAAGCACUCAGGAUGAUCCGGAAGCUUCUAAAAGCAGGUGACCUGCAGUGGACAUCUAAAGGCUUCUUGAAUACCUCCUGUAGAGCGAUCAAGGAAUCAAAGGACGAGGGCACCAUGGAGGAGCUGGACCAGCCGACGGACUUCAAGGACCUUCCGGCCCGGAUCGACUGGAACGCCGAGCUUCCAGGCAACAUAAUUGUUCCGAGAGUGGACCUGCACAGCCUCAUCCUGGACUUUGCUGCGGUUUCCUUCCUGGACAUCUCUGCUCUGAAGGGGCUCAAAACGUUGCUGAGAGAGCUGAUCCGGGUUGAAGUUGAGGUCUACAUUGUGGCUUGUGAUCCUUACAUCCUAGAGAAACUGCAUGACUGUUGCUUUUUCGAUGCUGAAGUUCAGCCGUCGAUGUUCUUCCUGACACUGCAUGACGCCAUGCUGCACAUCCAAGAGAAACAUCCCCAGUUGGCCGAGAAGAAAUUUGACUAUGAAAAGAUUCUGACAAAAGUCACAGUUCACUACCCUGGAGGCAACUUGAGGAACAGAGACAGAACCGCUUCAGAUCCAGAAACGAGGUUUUAACUUCUGGAUGAGAAGAUGAUGAUUCCUGGAAGAAAUCCUCAUCAAAGAUGAAAAGAAUGAAAGUUUUAUAGAUCAUGCUGUACUAUACACUGAUGUGAUGAAUAAUGAAAUACUGCUUUUGACUUUAUUUAUGUGACAAUCUUCAUUUACCAACUAUAUGGUAGUUACUGGAAAGGAAACAAAUUCAAUAGUAUUGGUAUGUUAUUUAAUAGUUGUUUUUCUACUGUACAUAGUGACUUUGUAGACAUUUUAGGUGCAGUAUAUAUGUACACGCUGUUUUCAUGAUAAGGAGAAUAAAUUAUCUUUUUGACAAA
This is a messenger RNA of Scophthalmus maximus (turbot), 2838 nucleotides long. RefSeq names its product chloride anion exchanger-like. The record is from RefSeq and is a predicted model, not a curated record. The coding region runs from base 266 to 2524 and encodes 752 amino acids. Lineage: Eukaryota; Metazoa; Chordata; Actinopteri; Pleuronectiformes; Scophthalmidae. Gene Ontology annotation, biological process: transmembrane transport. Gene Ontology annotation, molecular function: oxalate transmembrane transporter activity; sulfate transmembrane transporter activity; chloride transmembrane transporter activity. The transcript has 21 exons. Gene Ontology annotation, cellular component: membrane.